Molecule: messenger RNA, 1324 nt
Organism: Myotis davidii
Lineage: Eukaryota; Metazoa; Chordata; Mammalia; Chiroptera; Vespertilionidae
Gene: DUSP13B
Product: dual specificity phosphatase 13
Exons: 6
Coding region: 85-1071 (328 amino acids)
Biological process (GO): protein dephosphorylation; negative regulation of MAPK cascade
Cellular component (GO): cytoplasm
Molecular function (GO): protein tyrosine/serine/threonine phosphatase activity; MAP kinase phosphatase activity
Source: RefSeq, a predicted model, not a curated record
CUCGGCCACUCUGGUCCUGGCCUACCUCAUGCUGCGCCAGCAGAUGUCCCUGCGCCAGGCAGUGAUCACCGUGCGGCAGCACCGAUGGGUCUUCCCGAACCGAGGCUUCCUUCACCAGCUCUGCCAGCUGGACCAGAAGCUGCAGGGUGCAGGCCGGAGCUGAGGGGCCAGAGCUGGCCCUUGCUCCCUGCCACGGGGCUCUGCCACUUUGCCGCCCUGGCACUGGCCCUGCUGGCGCUGCUGGGGGCUCUGGCCCAGGUGGACGCCCAGAAGAUGAUCAGAGCCCAGUGCAAGGUCCGGCCUACAGCCUGCUACUCCUUCCGCUUCCUCAGGCUGCCUGCACUUUCUCUCAGCCACUGUCUUCAGCCCCCACAGAAACAGCAGCAAGUGCGCAGAGACAAGCGGCUGGAAGUCAGCAGCACUACGUGCCUGUCAGACAAGACCAGAGCCCGGGCCAGAUCCCCCCGCAGGAUGGAUUCCCUGCAGAAGCAGGACCUCCGGAGACCCAAGAUCCACGGGACAGUCUCCCACGUGUCGCCCUACCAGCCGCCCACGCUGUCCUCACUGCAGCGCUUGCUGUGGGUCCGUCGGGCCACCAUGCUGAGCCACAUCGACGAGGUCUGGCCCAACCUCUUCCUGGGAGAUGCGUACGCAGCCCGGGACAAGAGCAAGCUGGCCCAGCUGGGCAUCACCCAUGUUGUGAAUGUUGCCGCGGGCAAGUUUCAAGUGGACACCGGUGCCAAGUUCUAUCACGGAAUGCCCUUGGAGUACUAUGGCAUCGAGGCUGAUGACAACCCCUUCUUUGACCUCAGUGUCCACUUCCUGCCUGUUGCCCGAUACAUCCGAACCGCCCUCAGUGUUCCCCAAGGCCGCGUGCUGGUACACUGCGCCAUGGGGGUGAGCCGCUCCGCCACUGUCGUCCUGGCCUUCCUCAUGAUCUACGAGAACAUGACACUGGUGCAGGCCAUCCAGACGGUGCAGACCCACCGUGAUAUCUGCCCCAACUCGGGCUUCCUCCGGCAGCUCCAGGUUCUGGACAACCGACUGGGGCGGGAGACGGGGCGACUCUGACCUGGUGGACAGCCAGGAGCCCUGACCCUCUGGUUAGCGGGGCCCCACCCACCAGCCUGGCCCUGGGGACAGCGGCCUCUGCUGUUUCCAGUGACCUUGAGAUGAACAUAGCAAGUGGGGCUUAGCGGAGGCAGAGGCAGGGAGAGCUGGUUGGUGCCCUUUUGGCAGGUGGAUUCCCCUGACCCAAUCCAGAGAUUCUUUAUGCAAAAGAGUUCAGUCUCUCUCUAUAAUAAAAGGUUCAUCAUAAUAAAGA